AUGGACGAAUCGGACUACUGGGGACUCGCGCGUAGCAAUGGGAUGAACUGCACACAACCCGCCAUCGACGAUUUUCCCCGGGAUCUGUUCACCGAGGAGCAGCGCCAGAAUGGGGCAGUAGUGUUACAUGCAAUCGCUAGUUUAUAUUUAUUUGUAGCUUUGGCCGUAGUUUGUGAUAAGUAUUUUGUACCUGCCGUUGAAAAGAUUUGUCAAGCGCUAAACAUGUCCAACGAUGUAGCGGGGGCCACAUUCAUGGCAGCGGCUACCUCCGCUCCCGAGCUGUUCGUCAACGUGAUCGGCACGUUUAUCACCGAAGGUGACAUUGGCGUUGGCACCAUCGUGGGCUCUGCCGUCUUCAAUAUCCUGGCUGUGGCCGCCUGCUGUGGGAUCGGCGCCGGAAUGGUAGUGCCACUGGAUUGGUGGCCGCUGACGAGAGACUGCCUGGCCUACGGUAUCACGGUAGCCAUUUUGAUCUGCAUUAUCCAUGACGAACGAGUCGAAUGGUACGAGGCGCUGAUAUUGGUGCUGCUCUACAUUGUGUACAUUGCUGUAAUGUACUACGAUAAAUCUUUUCAAAAGUGUGCAAGAGGUGGUCUGAAGCACGCCCGAAAGCGAAGAUCCCAUGAUACCUCCAGCAGCCUUAAGUCAGAAUCCAGCCGUACGCAAGAGGCAAUUGAGGCGCGCACUCCGCUGCGCAUUGGACACUUCCAGCAGAACGGAAACUUGAAGAAUGUGGCCCAUAUCGAUGCACCCGCGGAAUUGACGUCACCAGCCACGACCGGCACCGGGAUGGACGUUGAAAUGCAAAUUAAGCCAUUCGCAUCGAUCGACUUGCGUGUGCCGGAGACGGCAAUGGCAACCGCAACGACGGAUCUCGAAACGAACAAGACAAGCGCCAGUACAUCCAUUGACCCGUCGACGGCGGAGGGUGAUGAGAGUGUUCCCGAGCGACCACCGCCCCCGCCAAGCCCUGCCACACCGCCGGUGCAGGACCCGGACAAGGGUAAUGGGGCCGAUCGGAAAGACAUGACGACGGGUUCCUUGCCGCUAAAGGAAUGGAGCGGUGAGAAUGGACACGGAACGACGGGACCGGUGGCGGAGGCAGUUGUUAGAGCACUUGAAAGUGGCACUAGCGCUAGUGGCGGUACCGAUGCUAAUGGCGACGGUGCUAAUCCGGAUGGUGCGAGUGUGGCGGGAGAGGAUGAGGACGAAUUUAAGCUACUGAAAUAUCCGCUUGGCAAGAGCGCGUUCAGGCAGUUCUCCUGGAUCAUUACUUGGCCGAUCCAUCUGUUGUUUAUGUUCACCAUACCGAACUGUGAGAAGCCGCGCUUCCGGAAUUGGUUCCCGCUGACAUUCAUCAUGUGCAUAGUGUGGAUCGGAUCGCUAUCGUACGUCGUUGCAUGGAUGAUAACGAUUAUUGGUGAUACGCUCAAGAUACCGGACUCCGUAAUGGGCAUCACGUUUUUGGCUGCCGGAACGAGCGUGCCAGAAGCUGUCUCCAGCGUAAUAGUAGCAAAGCAGGGUCACGGUUCAAUGGGCAUCAGCAACUCGAUCGGUUCGAACACGUUCGAUAUACUGCUGUGUCUCGGGCUGCCGUGGUUCAUCAAGGCAGCAUUUUCACCGAUUGAACCGGGCCACCAUUGGGUUGGUAUUAACUCGGCAGGACUGGAGUAUUCGGCCAUCUCACUGCUAUCGACGCUGCUGAUGCUGUACAUCGCGUUCUCGCUGAACAAGUUCAAGCUGGACCGACGGGUCGGUAACGCGUGCCUCAUCAUGUACGCCGUGUUCCUCAUCCUGGCCAGCCUGAUCGAGCUGAACGUGUUCUUCCGCGUCAAUCUGCCAACCUGCGGACGGUGA
Messenger RNA from Anopheles marshallii, 1857 nucleotides. RefSeq names its product sodium/potassium/calcium exchanger 4-like. Gene Ontology annotation, molecular function: calcium, potassium:sodium antiporter activity; calcium channel activity. The transcript is spliced from 8 exons. Lineage: Eukaryota; Metazoa; Arthropoda; Insecta; Diptera; Culicidae. Gene Ontology annotation, biological process: calcium ion transmembrane transport; intracellular calcium ion homeostasis. Gene Ontology annotation, cellular component: membrane. The record is from RefSeq and is a predicted model, not a curated record. Bases 1 to 1857 code for a protein of 618 amino acids.